AUGGGAAAGAGCUUUGAAUAUUUUAGGCGUGAAGCUGAAAUAUAUAGAAAGAAACAUGAUAAACCUCCAGUCAUCAUUUAUGAUAAUAUUAGUAGAUUGCUCGAGUUUAGUCCAAGAGUCAUUGACAUCCUCCAAGGCGAUGCCAGAGUUAAUGCUGAUUUCGGGAGAUAUAUUGCUUUAUUUAUUAGUAGUGAAGGAGGAUCUGUUCCAAAAAGGAAGUGCAAGAUUAAUGAAGUAGCAAAAAAUUUUUAUGAAUUGGUUGGUGGUCAUAUAUUAGAUCUUAAGUUUGCGGUAACUAUGUUUAGUGAUAAGAACCUUUUAAAGAAAUUGUAUCAUGAAGUAGGAAAGAAAGUAAUUAAAGUUUUAUUAGAUUCUAAGAAAUUGAAAUACAGUGUUUAUGGAAUAUUUCAAUGA
Diversispora eburnea is the source of this 414-nucleotide messenger RNA. NCBI's taxonomy places the organism in Eukaryota, Fungi, Glomeromycota, Glomeromycetes, Diversisporales, Diversisporaceae. The record is from the annotation of a GenBank genome assembly.